GAGGAAGAUGUAAGCUAACCGAGUGCUGUAAAUUCAGUUCAAUUUUUUUGGUCGUAAUUCUCUUUGCAUAUUCAAUGAUCUUGUAGUCUUUAUAGUAUUGACGUCAUAUUGUGCGAUUCUUUGUAUGCUUCUGACGUCAGAAGUUUAUGCCCUCUUAGUGGUCCCUGCCGCCAUAAUGCUCUGUCAUCUUAUGUAAAUGACGCCGAAUUUUGUGACACUUCAUUUCAAAUUACCUUUCUUCGCCUUGAAGUAAACAUGACAUUGGAGUUUUCAGUCGCGAUUGAUGCUUCUCUUGUUUUCUAAGGGAGAGUUAAAUAAAUUUAAGAUAUGUGAAUCAGAUCUGCAGAUCUUUGAUAUUUACUAUAUAUUGUUCUGUUUGUUCAACGGAUUAUCCAAGAAUUUUAGUCCAAAACUUGUUAUAUUUAUUUCCAAAGUUAGUGUGAAGCUUUGUGUGCAAUUAUAAACAUCAAAUGAGUUCCAGUUUGUUGUUGUUCCCCCCUGAGACGGUGGCGAUAGUGACAGGGUCCAGUAGUGGGAUAGGGGCGGCCACAGUGGACCAGUUAGCCCAGAGGGGCGUGUCCAGGUUCUGCAUCACAGGCAGAAAUGGGGAGGGGCUGGCGGAGACUCAGAAGAAGACAUUGGAGGUCAACAAAGGGACAGAGUUCGUAGUGGUUAAAGGCGACCUGACUGAUUUGAAAACCUGUGACAAAAUAGUGUCCGAAACAGUCGACAAAUUUGGUCGAAUAGACAUUUUAGUAAACAAUGCCGGUAUGGGCUUUCUUGGAUCUGUAAGAGAUGCCCCUAUUGAGCAAUUCCAAGAAGUUUUCGACCUCAAUGUGAAACAAGUAGUCUACAUGUGUAAAUUGUGCCUGCCUUAUUUGGAAAAGACGAAAGGAAACAUCGUGAAUGUAUCUUCAACUGUGGCCUUGAAAUCGUAUGCGAAUUCGGCUAAUUACAACAUGAGCAAGGCUGCCCUGGACAUGUUUACAAUGACCUUGGCAGCAGAAGAAGGCGAACGCGGAAUCCGAGUGAACGGGGUCAACUCUGGCAUUGUAAAUACAGGAAUGCACGCACGUUGUUUGCCUCCUGAAUUGGUGGCUCAUGUUCUGUCGAUGAAGUCGAACGCGAUUGGCCGAGUCGGUGAAGCGGAGGAGUUGGCACGUGCCAUUGUGUUUCUGGCCAGCAAAGAAGCCUCUUUCAUCACCGGAUCCAACGUGAGAGUAGACGGAGGCAUGUACUGCUACAACCCCCUCUAGAUAUUUUCUAACUUAGAAAUUGAAAUAUUUUCAUCAAAA
Molecule: messenger RNA, 1295 nt
Organism: Symsagittifera roscoffensis
Lineage: Eukaryota; Metazoa; Xenacoelomorpha; Acoela; Convolutidae
Product: 3-oxoacyl-[acyl-carrier-protein] reductase FabG-like
Exons: 3
Coding region: 471-1256 (261 amino acids)
Molecular function (GO): oxidoreductase activity
Source: RefSeq, a predicted model, not a curated record